UUACCCUUCUGCCUUAACUGGCGAAAAAUAAAAAAAUAUAAUGAAAAAAAAUCACCAUAUCGCACACACAAACGAAGUAGCUUGUUUGUUCACCGAUAUUCUAUGAUAUAUGUGCAGAAUUUCAGAUUGUUAUAGGUAAUAAAUAUACCGUACAAUUUUAACUGUUUUGCGGUGUAUUGUUACUAACACAUGGUUUGGGUUUAGGGAUCCUUGACACAUCUUUAUGAAAGUUUGUAACAAUAUAGCAAUUUGAACCCAUUUCUAUCGCCAAUUCUUAAUGUCCAUCUCUGUAGCGCAACGAUUGUAGCUUUGAUGAUUUUUUUCUGUCACUUUCAAGGCGAUAAAAUCCAUAUCUUUGAGUUAUAGAAGUUCGGGUUGGUAUUAGUGUGUAGAGGACCCCUAACCUUACACGACGAUGUACAAGGUAUAGAGUGGUCGAGAAUAAGCUAAAUUUAUGUUGUGUUGUGGUAUCUUAAAAAAUGAUGCAUUUGAUUUUCACCUUUCCGUACGUUUGACUGAUUGAAACUGUAGGAUACUGGUGGUAGUUGGUCUUUAUCGUUCUUUGUCCAAGUAUUUGUGUUUAUUCAUGACUACGUUCAUGCAAAGGAUCUUGGUUUCCAAAGCACAGAGAAAUUUUGAGGAUAUUAAACUAUUGGUAUUUUAAAAUGCCGUAAACGUUUAUCCACAAUAACGAAAUAAAACUUAGAGAACAAAAUACUAUUAAUGCUGUUUUGAUAAAAACUUAAUUGACCUAAUUUUUGGAAAUAUUUCGAAGUUAUCUUUGGAACUAAUGUUUAAUUUCCUUUCGGGAUUUAUCUUAUUUAACAAAGAACAAAUAAUUUCGUAAUCUUAAUUUAUUUCUACGGAACGAAUCGAUUUCUGUCAAUAAAACGUUAGAACGUUUUCCCCGUGUCAAUAAAUGACAUAUGUUGAAGAAAAACACAAGAAAAAUAGCCAAUAUUAACACGGCAUGCACACAAAUAUUAUUACAAGACAUUUCCCCCUAUAAACCACAAUACUGUUCAAAUGUGACGAUGUUGUUGAUAAUCUAUGGACUCCGUGGAUGGAUAUACGUCUAUUUAACCUUGCUCUACCACGUUUACUCGGUUAUUUGCCAAGAGCCUGCCAAGUGCUACAGCUGGGACACGUUCCAACAGGGCCGACUGGAGGGGAACGUCCUACGGAGUUUGUCUCGUACGGGGCCUUUCACGUGCAUCAAGGAAUGUCUGCUACGAAAUAAUUGUAAAUCAGUCAACUAUAAUCAUCAAUUUCAUCAAUGUGAAAUCAAUCAUAGAAGAGCAGUGAAAACCUCACUGAAAGUGGGCGCCCUUUGGCGAUACCUGGAGAGAAAUAAAAUGGACAAUCUGGUUGAUGUAUCCCCUUGCAACGGAUCAAUUUGUAAAAAAGGAGAGAGAUGUGUGGAGUUGGCAGACAAUUCGACAACCUGCAGUAUUACAGAAUGUCUGCCGCACUCGCAGCAUGGAAAUAAACUGGUAUUUUCCAAAGCGACCCCUGAGCACAGUCCAUUGGCUGUGGGGAGUGUGGUCCAUUAUCACUGUGCUACCAAUGUCACAGUCAACAUAACACGGCGAUGUCAACAAACGGGCAACUGGAAAGACUUGCAGGACCCUAUCGAAUAUUGUGUGUCAAAAAAAACAGGUAGUUAAACUACCGGGACCUUAGAUUGGUGGACACCAACCAGUGAUCUUCAGCGUUGUGAACAUUUAUGGACUCGUAUACAUGUAUUCUUCUAUCUUAAGAGAAACAAAAUGUGAUCUAUCCAAAGUAAAAUGUAAUAAGUCUAUACUACUGGUUAAUAAAAAUGUAUUUUUG
Molecule: messenger RNA, 1833 nt
Organism: Magallana angulata
Lineage: Eukaryota; Metazoa; Mollusca; Bivalvia; Ostreida; Ostreidae
Exons: 5
Coding region: 927-1667 (246 amino acids)
Source: RefSeq, a predicted model, not a curated record